AUGAAAACAGAGCAGAACCUCAAACCAAUCCUCGCAGUGGCAGUAAUUCUAAAGGUAGACCUGGGAGGGGUUGCAAAAAGGUAUAAAGGCUGGCAGCUGGAGACAUACGGCAACACUGACCCGGGGAGACUCGAGGGGAGGAGGAAGCCGAGACACCGAAACAUGAAGAUGAACCUAAAACUUCUGGUUUGCCCUGGAUUCCUUCUGCUGCUUAUUGCCAGUCGAAACCAGGCAGGGGCCAGGCCCAUCCCCAGCUUGCAGAGUCUGGCCACACUGUUGGAGGAGGACCUGGAGCAUCCUCUGGUUUCCAAAGAGAGGGACCAUGACCAGGACAACCCAAUCCCAACAGGGGGCUUGGAUCAACAAGACGCUGAAUUCCAAUGGACCCGAAAUUCCAGGGAGCAGCCUGAGGGCACGUCUGUGGAUGAAGGUGCCAUCCAGAGGUUCCUCAGUGACCUCCUGAGCUCAUCCCGUUGGUACCGAGGCAGAAGCAAAAAGGGCCUCCCCAGGGGCUGUUUUGGGGUCAGGCUGGACAGGAUCGGGUCGCUGAGCGGGCUGGGCUGCUGA
Messenger RNA from Apaloderma vittatum (bar-tailed trogon), 567 nucleotides. RefSeq names its product natriuretic peptide C (gene NPPC). The transcript has 2 exons. NCBI's taxonomy places the organism in Eukaryota, Metazoa, Chordata, Aves, Trogoniformes, Trogonidae. Gene Ontology annotation, molecular function: hormone activity; hormone receptor binding. The record is from RefSeq and is a predicted model, not a curated record. Bases 1 to 567 code for a protein of 188 amino acids. Gene Ontology annotation, cellular component: extracellular region.